AUGAGUGCCCAAGCAGCUCCUAAGUGGUAUCCAUCCGAAGACGUCAAAGUCGCAAAGAAGACCAGAAAGGCUUCUCGUCCACAAAAGUUGCGUGCCUCUUUGGUCCCAGGUACCGUCUUGAUCUUGUUGGCCGGCCGUUUCAGAGGUAAGAGAGUCGUCUACUUGAAGAACUUGGAAGACAACACCUUGUUGGUCUCUGGUCCAUUCAAGGUCAACGGUGUCCCAUUGAGAAGAGUCAACGCCCGUUACGUCAUUGCUACAUCUACCAAUGUUUCUUUGGAAGGUGUCAACGUUGAGAAAUUCAACGUUGAGUACUUUGCUAGAGAGAAGUUGACCAAGCAACAAAAGAAGGAAGCUAACCUAUUCCCAGAACAACAAAACAGGGAAGUCAAGGCUGAGCGUGUUGAAGACCAAAAAUCUGUUGACAAGGCUCUAUUAGCUGAGAUCAAGAAAACCCCAUUGUUGAAACAAUACUUGGCUGCCUCUUUCUCUUUGAAGAGCGGUGACAAGCCACAUUUGUUGAAAUUCUAA
This is a messenger RNA of Torulaspora delbrueckii, 531 nucleotides long. RefSeq names its product 60S ribosomal protein eL6 (gene RPL6A). Gene Ontology annotation, cellular component: cytosolic large ribosomal subunit; ribosome. Gene Ontology annotation, biological process: cytoplasmic translation; ribosomal large subunit assembly. The record is from RefSeq and is a predicted model, not a curated record. Lineage: Eukaryota; Fungi; Ascomycota; Saccharomycetes; Saccharomycetales; Saccharomycetaceae. Gene Ontology annotation, molecular function: RNA binding; structural constituent of ribosome. The transcript has 2 exons. The coding region runs from base 1 to 531 and encodes 176 amino acids.